Molecule: messenger RNA, 4173 nt
Organism: Brugia malayi
Lineage: Eukaryota; Metazoa; Nematoda; Chromadorea; Rhabditida; Onchocercidae
Gene: Bma-rbr-2
Product: jmjC domain containing protein
Exons: 25
Coding region: 1-4173 (1390 amino acids)
Biological process (GO): chromatin remodeling
Cellular component (GO): nucleus
Molecular function (GO): DNA binding; histone demethylase activity
Source: RefSeq, a predicted model, not a curated record
AUGCUUAAAAACUAUUCCAAAUAUUAUACCGAAUUUGAGCGUCCACCGUUUGCACCAACAUUUUUUCCAACGGAAGAAGAAUUCGCUGAUCCAAUCGCAUAUGUAGCGAAAAUUAAACCUGAAGCGGAGAAGUAUGGUGUGAUUAAAGUCAAACCUCCUCCUUCCUUUCGACCACCUUUCGCCAUCGAUAGUGAGAAAUUCGAUUUCACACCACGCAUUCAAAAGUUGAACCAAAUUGAUGGACUGACGCGAGCAAGAUUGAUAUUCGAUGCACAGUUAGCCAGUUAUUGGCAUAUGCAGGGGCAUAGAUUUGAAGUUCCAAAUAUAGAUAACAAAUAUGUCGAUUUUUACGAUCUUUAUAAGGCUGUAAUGGAAUCAGGAGGAGUUGACACUAUAAACGCUCAGAAGCGAUGGGGUUAUAUAACUAAAAAAAUUGGAUUCAAGCAACAACGUGCAAAUAAAAUCAAAACUCUUUACUUCAGAUGGAUUGAUGCUUUUCAAAAACUUUUUACUCAAGAUGAAGACGAUGAAGAAAACACUAGUGACGGUUGCAGCAACAUAACGAAUGAUACUGAAAUUGGACAAGUUGAGUGUGGAGGACACAUCCCUCAACCUAGAACGAAAUCAAUGGCUGGACUUCGGUUUCAUGCAAAGGAGAAAAAAACGAGAACAUCGGAUCCAAUGGAUGAAGUUGUAUGUAGGAAAUGCGAGAAGGGUGACGAUGAGGACUAUUUGUUGCUGUGCGAAGAUUGUGAUUAUGCACUGCACACUUAUUGCUGUUCGCCGGCAUUGUCAAAUGUUCCACGAUCUGAAUGGCGUUGUCGUCGAUGUUUGUUGACUUCAGUCAAAGAGAUUGCGGAAAGUUAUGCAUUUCACGAUGCACAUACCAGUUAUAAUUUGCUUACGUUUGCUAAAUACGCAAAUGAUUGGAAGCAAAACCAUUUUCACAGAGAUCCGCUGGAAGUCACUUCUGAAGAAGUCGAACAAGAAUUUUGGAAAGAUGUAAUUGAUCUCGAAAACACUGUAGUUGUGAAAUAUGGUGCAGAUCUUGCAGUCACUAAAGUCGGUAGUGGUUUUCCAAUGAAUGGGCGUGACUUCGGAGGAAAAAUGGAUCCAAAGGAACGUGAAUAUUAUGCGAACCAUCCAUGGAAUCUCAACAAUCUACCGAUAUUAAAAGAUUCCGUUUUGAGCCACAUGGAAACUGGGAUAUCCGGUAUGAUGGAACCGUGGGUUUAUGUGGGUAUGUGUCUGAGUGCUUUUUGUUGGCAUACGGAGGAUCAUUGGACCUAUAGUGUCAACUAUUUGCACUGGGGUGAGCGAAAAAUUUGGUAUGGCGUUUCUGGCGAUGAGGGUGAGAAAUUCGACAGAGUUAUGAUGGAACUUGUCCCAUACUUGUUUGAACGUCAACCCGAUGUUUUGCAUCACAUGACAACGACAAUGAACCCUAAAAUUCUUAUGAAUAAGGGUAUUCACGUUUAUACAGUUCAUCAGGAACCAGGUGAAUUUGUGAUAACAUUUCCACGUUCCUAUCAUACUGGUUAUAAUGAGGGACUGAAUUUUGCGGAAGCUGUAAAUUUUGCACCCGCAGAUUGGCUGCGCAAAGGUCGUUUUUGUAUCUUGGAAUAUGCUCGUGUUCAUCGCAAUUGUGUUUUUUCCCACGAAGAAUUAAUGGUAAAAAUGGCGAAAUGUGCUACCAAGCUGAGUACUAAUGUUGGUAUAGCUGUACAUGAAGAAUUAUACGAAAUUAUUGUGCGAGAAAAGCAUCUUCGAGACACUGUCACUGGUAAAGGCAUUACUCAAUCAGCACGUGUUGAAUAUGAGCAUAUUCCUGAUGAUUUUCGCGUUUGUAUUGUUUGCAAGACUACCUUAUUCAUGUCAUCAAUCAUCUGCAAGCACAAAAGGCUUGUAUGUUUAGAGCAUGCCGAUCGUAUUUGUUCUUUGUGUCAUACAGCCGAUCUUACUUUCAAUUAUCGUUAUACUGCUCAAGAACUAAAUUACAUGUACAACAUGUUGUCUUAUGGGAUUUGUGACUAUUCUACCUGGAAAUCCAAACUUUUAUCUGCGAUCAGUGCAAAAAGUCAUGCUGUUAAGCCGACACUAGAUGAUUUGCGUAUUUUGGUUAGUGUUUCGAAAGCGCGGUGUUUCCCACAAUGUGAUGCUACUGAUGAAGCCAUGAAUAUUAUAAAACGUUCUGAGAACAUCAUGCAGAGUGCGCGUGCACUGAUGAGUCGUCGCAUACGAACAAGGAAUAACUUGCGGAAGCAUGCAAAUGAAUGUCCGGCCGAUAUUAAAGACAUCGAGAAACUAGAACAAUCGAUCGAGGAAUUGCCAUGCACUAUACUUAAUUUAGAAUUCAUCGUUAAGAAUUAUGUGCAGCGUUUGGAGGAUUGGCGUAAGCGUUGUUCGCAAUUUUUGAUAGAUGCAAUAGAUUACACUGACAAAUACGAUUAUUAUAUUGAUUUGGCGAACAAAUUGAUUGAAGAAGCUGAUGAUUUCAAUGUUAAUUUGGCGGAGAUCGAUGAUCUGGAAAGAAUGGUAGAUAAGUGCCACUGGCUACAAUGUGCACAUAAAAUAUUGGCUUGGACACCCGAAAAUAAAUCAGAUAGCAAAACGGGGAAUCAAAAUAUAGUUGGACUUGAUCAGGCAAAAGGAAGAUGGAGACUUAGCGAGUUGAUGGAAUUAAUCGAAAAGGGACGAUCCAUCGCUAAUGACGAUGUCAAAUUUCAGAUUGAAAUUGAUGCUUUGAAUGUGAUGUUGAAAAUUGGACACCAGAAUGAAUACGUAGUGCAAGCUUUCUUGCGCGAUAAAAAAAACGAAGGAAUCGGAGUGGAAGAGGCUGAGAAAGUGCGAGCAGUUUUGGAAGUCUCCGAUUGGAUGACAGAAGAAUAUACCGAUAAGUUUAGAAAUGAAUAUAAGUUCGCUCGAACUGUUUACGACACUGCUCGACGUUUGAGAGGAAACAAAAGUUAUACGCUGAAAUCUUUGAGCGAUUUGCUUUUUAAAAUCGGGAAAUCCUUCAUUUUGAGAAAUUCAAUAAUGGAUUCAGAUAUAGAAAGACUCUAUGAUUGCGUUCAGUGUUUUUGCCGACGUGUUGGUCAUAUGUUUGCGCUAUCUCCAUCCUAUUACAGCAUUGUCGAGAUAUUGAACGGUCGAGACGAUUUAACGGAAUUAAUCGAAGGUGUUGCAACACCACUUAUCCUGGUGGAUCCACUUUCACUGCGUGACAAUUGGGCAUAUAUUGAAAAUUUCGAAUCCGUUGAACAGCUUACGCAUCAUAUCAAUUCACUUUAUGAACAACAGCGCAGAUUAAUUGUAACUCUAAGAAAGUCGAAUGAAGCCCGCUUCAUUGACGAAAUGUGUUUGUGUGGUAGCACGAAGGAAGAAGAUUCUGUUAUUCGUUGUCUUCUUUGUCACGCCAAAUAUCACUCAAAUUGCGUGCAGUGGAAUCCCUUCAUGUCACAGCUUCCAGUAGGCUAUUAUCUUUGUGUACGAUGUUUACGUAGUCGUCGUCCUUUUGUGGAAGACGUAAAAGAUGCAUGUGGAACUGCUUUACCAUCUUUGGAACGUAUGUUGGUUGAAACCGCUUUGAAGCAUGCUGAAAUGGCGUAUACGGAAGCUUUGGAUGUUAUUGGCAAACUACCACCUCUUGAUAUUCCUCUUGAUGCUGAACUAUGUAAAAGUGUUGAUGAGUCUCUGAUUGCGGUUUUCUGUAACGAGAUAAUGAAUUUGGAAGCGUGGAAAUUGAUCACUAAUGCACUCAUUCGAGUGAAGCCACCUACUGAAAGGGAUAAAGCGAUUUAUGAGCAGAUUAAAACACGAUCGAUUUCGACACAAAUUCCAAGCGUUUUGUUCCCUGACAGUAAUGGUAGUAAAAGGCGUCGAGGUCUGAAGCGAAGUGUAUUAGGAAGCAGCAAAUUUAUGACACAUCGGAAACGUUCAAAGAAUGAUUUUCAUCAAGAACAAGACGUCUGCUCUGCUACCACUUGUCUAAAACCUUACAGUGAUCACAUUCGUUGGAUUCAGUGUGAAGCAGGUUGUUCACAAUGGUAUCAUUAUGUUUGUGUUGGGCAAACGGUGAAUCGAGUCGACCAAACAUCAUUGUAUUGUUGUCACAGCUGCUCGUCAGAAGGCAUGUGUUCAUCCUCUGGAUCAGUUACUUCAUGUCCUCCUUAA